UUCUAAUAUUUUUCAUUCCCGCCAAAUAACCCCUAUCUCUAUCAGAAACAGUGAGCCUCUUUGGGUUUUGAACUUUGAACUUUGAAGAACUCUCCAAUGGCGUCCUCUCAGAAAUUGACAGAGUACAAUCGGAAGCGCCUCGACAACAUUCGCCACAACGACGAAAUGAUGGCCCCCCUUAAAGUCCACUCCAAAGCUACUGAGCUCUCCACCGCCUCUUCAAAGCGCCAAAGGUCUUCAAAUCGUACAAAAAAAGUGAGGCCAGUGAAGAAGAAAACCAAAACUCAAACCCCAAUCGCAACGCGAAGGUCUUUACGCGCUCAGGGAAUGCCUCCAGAUGAUACUGUCAAAGCAAUUUCCCAAUCCAAUUCCAACACUUCGCCAAUGCUUGAUUUGGGGCCUCUUUCUAUGAGAGAUGCUUAUCGAGGAACCGCCUCUGAUAAACUACUAAUGGAAAGAAUUCUCCGUUUUUCGAAGAAACUCCAUGAGGAGUUUGAGUUUAAUUGUGGGGAUUCGAUAAAGGGUGUGUGUGAAAGUGGGAUUGGGAGUAGUUUGGAAUUGAAUUCUUUGAGUCUGAAUCCGGAGAAUAUUGCAAGAGUUGUGUCAGGGAGGAUAACAGACUUGCGGUUUUUUCCUUGUAGCAAUGCCACAAUGAUUGUGGUUGGGAACAAUUUUGGGAAUGUUGGCUUUUGGGAUGUUGAUUCUAGUAGAUAUGAUGAUGAAGAAGAUGAUGGGCUUCAUUUGUAUGACCCACGUCACUGUGUCAUUUCCGAAAUUUCAAUUCAUCAACAUUCCUUUUCAAAGAUCUUUACUAGUUGUUAUUUGGGAUUUAUCCGAUUGAUGGAUGCUGAGAAGGAGGUUUUUGAUUUGGUGCAUUCAAGUGAUGAUGUCAAGUGCUUAUAUUUUAGUGAGGGUCAUGGAGGUUUGAAUAUCUGGGAUGAGAGGAUUGGAAAAUGCUCAACCCAGUGGAAUUUGCAUGAACAUAGGAUUAACUCCAUUGAUUUUAACUCUGAAAACUAUAACAUCAUGUCUACUAGUUCCUCAAAUGGAACUGCCUGCAUAUGGGAUUUGAGAAGUAUUAUUGUAGAUCAACCCAAAACUCUGAAGAAAGAAGUUAGUCAUAAUAGGGCUGUGCAGUCUGCUUACUUCUCACCCUCCGGAAGCUCCCUUGCAACGACAAGCAUGGACAACACAGUGGGUAUAGUGACUGGAGUUAAUUUUGAGCACAUUUCAAUGAUUGAGCUUGAUAAUCAGAUAAACUCACGGAUUGCUUUUUUCAGAGCAAUAUGGGGUUGGGAUGAUUCAUACAUUUUCAUCGGCAAUAGGAAGAGAGGAGUUGAUGCUAUCUCCUCAACUAGAAAGAGAACAAUAUUCACUAACCCGCGUAUGCCAGCAAUUCCAAGCAGGUUUGAUGCACACCCUUACAAAGUUGGCAUGCUUGCAGGAGCCACAUGUUGGGGCCAUGUUUAUAUAUGGAAAUUGGGCUAGGAACUUCAGUUUCUUUCUGCACCACACUUUUCAGACUUCAUGUUACCUGUUAGUGAAACAUGACUGUUGUUGUAUCUUGAAGUUAUGCAGUUCAAUGUCUUGCAAAUUGACAAAAAGCUAUUUUUGUUAGAUAGAGUGACUAGAAAUGUUGACUAGGAUUCUUUCUUAAAAAAAAAAAAAAAAAAGAGCUGCCAACUCUGAUAUCCCUUAGCAAUAGUCUUUCCCUUGUGGCUAUAUUGGGCCCUUUUUUGUGUGCCGAAUAUUCAGUUUUUGUAAAAUGUAUUACUGAAAAGCAUUUACCCGAAAUUAUUUAGUUAUGUAACCUCUUUUGAAGCUUGA
Molecule: messenger RNA, 1827 nt
Organism: Quercus lobata
Lineage: Eukaryota; Viridiplantae; Streptophyta; Magnoliopsida; Fagales; Fagaceae
Product: DNA damage-binding protein cmr1-like
Biological process (GO): regulation of DNA damage checkpoint
Cellular component (GO): nucleus
Molecular function (GO): DNA binding; protein binding
Source: RefSeq, a predicted model, not a curated record